GCUGCUGCUGCUGCGUCCUCCGCUGUGGGCAAUUUGCGGCGGAUCCGGCUUGUACGACCUACGAUCAGUGGGACGUCGCCGCAAUGGAUCCAAACCGACUUCAACAAGCUCUCACCUCUACCAGCCCCUUCACUGCUACCUCUUAUGUUUCCCUUCUCCAAGAUAUCUCUCCACGCUUCUCCACGCGGAUUUUCCUCUCUCGGUGCCCUAACUCUUCUUCCUCGGAAACCUUCCAGGCCGACUUUUUCGCACAAUCUCCGAUCAACUCUAAUGGAUCUUCCGCAACGCAAGCACGUCGACGGGACAGGCACCACUCUGUGUGUGUCUGUGCACACGUGCCACCACCGCACUCCGGUCGAUGCUGUCUACCCCCUCGGUGUUUGCCAUCGGGAUUGGGUUUUCGUCCCUUGGCAACGACGAUGUAAUAAAACCAAUUCACCUCUCGGUGAAGGCCACCCUGACUCUCGAAAUCAUGUGUUCGAGUCCGUGUGGAGGUAAGUGUCUUUUUUUCCAAGACAUUGUUUUUGACAAAAGGCUCACUUACCCUAAAAAGGUACACUCAAAUAAAAUGGCCCCGAGCGGUCCGCAAAUGUUGUUGUUGUUGUUGUUGUUGUUGUUGUUGUUGUUGUUGUCUUCACAUUAAAAACCGUUCCGAUCUCUCUCUACCCAGUACCUUCGUAUGUCCGUACUGAUCCAACACUCGACGCGGNCAUAUAUUCUGGAGCCCUCCACUCCCUCUGCGCGCUAUGCGAGGUAACAACGGAGACUAGGAGUCACCAUCACGGGCCGGAGAGAAUGAGGUACACCCCCUUGGUUCAAUCUUGGUACUUCACAACGCAAGCAGAGACAAGGCCAUCUGGCACAGAAAAAGAGAGAAAAAGAGAGAAAAAGAGAAGAAAAUAAAAGGAAACAGUAAGGAAAGAGAAAAUGAAAAAUAAAGCGCGAGGACAAAAAGGGACCAGGCCGAAAAUACCAAGAAAUAAGAGGCAGAAAAAGGCACACACACGGUGGAGAGACCACUAACGACAAGCAAACACGCAAACAUGGCCACCAACCAGCGAUACAUUAUUAUUAUUUAUUGAUUAUUAUUUUGUUUGCCCUCCGACAAUUGUAGAUAAAUGCAGACAUACAUAAAAAGUCGACCGUAAAGGCCGUCAUGCCAAGCCAAAUUAACUCGAUGCCCAAUAGCUAGGAAUGUUUGCCUCUAAGUCAACAAGACUUUGGUUGAAACCAUACAACAGCUGAACUCUAGGCACGAACCUUAGAUGGAGAAAAACGAACAAAACCCCAACCUCACCCACCCGAAAUCAAACAAAUCUCGGCCCCGUCUUCCCUGGUACCCCUGACACCGUAUCGAACAGAAAUCCGCUUUCCACCGAAGUGGUUAGGUUAAAGCUGUCGCAC
This is a messenger RNA of Ectocarpus sp. CCAP 1310/34, 1404 nucleotides long. The record is from the annotation of a GenBank genome assembly. NCBI's taxonomy places the organism in Eukaryota, Phaeophyceae, Ectocarpales, Ectocarpaceae.